UGGGCGCAGAGCUCGGUGCCGAGGGCUCCCGCACCGCCGCCGCCGCCGCCGCCGCCGCCAGCCGCUACCAGCACAGCCGCGAGCAGCCGAGCCUCCGCGGGACCCGCCGCCGCGCGCAGCGCCGCAAGCCGGGCCCCCCGCAGCCCCGCGUCGGCCCCGAGGGGACUUCGCCGCCUCUGCCUCCCGCCCGGCCGGGCAGCGCCGCAACCUGCGAGCAGAUGGAGCUGGACCGCAGGACGACCGGCGGCCUCCACGCCUACCCCGGGCCCCGCGGCGGGCCGGCGGCCAAGCCCAACGUGAUCCUGCAGAUCGGUAAGUGCCGGGCGGAGAUGCUGGAGCACGUGCGCAGGACCCACCGGCACCUGCUGACCGAGGUGUCCAAGCAGGUGGAGCGGGAGCUGAAGGGGCUGCACCGGUCGGUGGGCAAGCUGGAGAGCAACCUGGACGGGUACGUGCCCACCGGCGACUCCCAGCGCUGGAAGAAGUCUAUCAAGGCCUGCCUGUGCCGCUGCCAGGAGACCAUCGCCAACCUGGAGCGCUGGGUCAAGCGGGAGAUGCACGUGUGGCGGGAGGUCUUCUACCGGCUGGAGAGGUGGGCCGACCGCCUGGAAUCCAUGGGCGGCAAGUACCCGGUGGGCAGCGACUCCGCCCGCCACACCGUCUCUGUGGGCGUCGGGGGUCCCGAGGGCUACGGCCAGGAGACUGACCCCUACGACUACACGGUCAGCCCCUAUGCCAUCACCCCCCCACCGGCCGCAGGCGAGCUGCCCGGGCAGGAGGCAGUGGAGGCCCAGCAGUACCCACCCUGGGGGCCGGGAGAGGACGGGCAGUCGAGCCCUGGCGUGGACACGCAGAUCUUUGAGGACCCUCGGGAGUUCCUCAGCCACCUGGAGGAGUACCUGCGCCAGGUGGGUGGCUCCGAGGAGUACUGGCUGUCACAGAUCCAGAACCACAUGAACGGGCCGGCCAAGAAGUGGUGGGAGUUCAAGCAGGGCUCGGUGAAGAACUGGGUGGAGUUCAAGAAGGAAUUCCUGCAGUACAGCGAGGGCACGCUGUCGCGAGAGGCCAUCCAGCGUGAGCUGGACCUGCCGCAGAAGCAGGGGGAGCCCCUGGACCAGUUCCUGUGGCGCAAGCGGGACCUGUACCAGACGCUGUACGUGGACGCCGAGGAGGAGGAGAUCAUCCAGUACGUGGUGGGCACCCUGCAGCCCAAGCUCAAGCGCUUCCUGCGGCCCCCGCUGCCCAAGACCCUGGAGCAGCUCAUCCAGAAGGGCAUGGAGGUGCAGGACGGCCUGGAGCAGGCGGCCGAGCCCGCCGGCCCCCGCCUGCCCGCCGAGGAGGAGAACGAGGCCCUCACGCCGGCCCUCACCAGCGAGUCCGUAGCCAGUGACCGGACCCAGCCCGAAUAGAGGGCACGGGUCUGCCCGCCGUGGCCUUUGCCCACCGGGACUUUCGAGCGGGCUGACCCCUGCAGGGGGAGCCCUCGUCCUCGUGCAGCUGGACUCCCACCUCAGCCUCCUCGCCUGACCUGAACAGACACGCGUGAUCCAGGGUGGGCAGUGCCCCCCAAACAGCCACGGGGCUCCCCUUCCCUGCCAGAGCCCUGCCCCUCACCCUCCGUCUGUCUGUCUUCCCGGGAUGGGCCAGCCUGAGCCAGUGACCACACCCUCCCUACACUCAGGCCGUGACAGCUUCCUCGUCCCGCGCAACGCCCGGCUCCUCUGGGCACUCAGAAACACAGUGUCCAGGCACGGGCCAACGGGUACCGAGUUCAAGGGACACUCCAAAGCAGAAACUCAGGCAGAACCAGUGCCCCAGGAGCCUGGGCUUCUGGGAAGCCCCUUCUCCUGGCAGUCGCCCCGCCGCCGGCUGGCACCCCUGCCGCCGCCCAGGGCAGCUGGCCAGCCUCGGGCAGUGUGGCUCCCUCCCCCCGGAGGAGAGCUGAAGCCGAACAUGCCGCAGCAGCAGCAGCAGUGGCAGCAACAGACCUGGCGUCCUGGUGCCUCCUGGCCCCUCAGCAGCAGUGAUUCACGCCAGCCUGGAGAGGGACCGAGCCUCGCUCGAUGACUCACCCGUGGCAGGCGGAAGGUCCCAAGGGGCCCGAGUCCUCAAAGGUGGCUGAGGCAGCAGCCGGCCUUCGGAGCCAGGAGAGUGACAACAGGUCUCAAGGCUCUUGUGGAGCCUCUGCUGCUGUGUCUGGCACUGCCCCCCUCCUCUCCCCCUGCAAGCUGCCUGCACGAGAGGAGACGUCUGAGGCCAGCGAGAGGAGGGGGCCUGGCAGAGAGCGGGUGCUGAAGACAGGCCAGCGUGAGGGCCAGGGCCUGCCACUAUGCCCGCCCCGCUGGCCGCCCACCCGCCCGCCCGCCCCCAGGGCCGCCACCCCAGGCCCGGCCUCGCUUCAGCCCAGGAACCCCUGCCCACUGCCUGGCCAUCCUCUCCUGCCAGAGCUUUCCACGAGGCCUGGGGCUGAGGCCACAGUCCCUGUCCCUGUCUGGUGGCCCCAAGCCCAGCCCCAGGAGACCCGGAAGCCUUUGCACCUGGGGCUCAUGUGGGCUCCAUGCCAGGCCCUGCGGUUGCCCAGGGCCGGACCCCCACCUCCCCGGCACCUACACCCUGGUGCUGGCUGGCUGCUCGUGUCUGCAGCCCGAGCAGACCUGGUUGGGGGCUCCCCUGUCUGCCCAUCUGUUGAGGGGUUCCCAGCUUCAGGGGACUGCACCUGCAGGUAACUCUGCCAGCCCCUCCGUCCCGUGCCCUGCCAGCCCCCCGGUUUUAUUUUUGCACAUAAGCCAUCGCUCACACUCCCAGGCGGCCGCAGGCUGCAGGGAGGCCCCAGGGUCCUCCAGAGCGUGUGGCCAGCUCCC
Molecule: messenger RNA, 2861 nt
Organism: Hippopotamus amphibius kiboko
Lineage: Eukaryota; Metazoa; Chordata; Mammalia; Artiodactyla; Hippopotamidae
Gene: ARC
Product: activity regulated cytoskeleton associated protein
Exons: 3
Coding region: 219-1409 (396 amino acids)
Biological process (GO): modulation of chemical synaptic transmission; positive regulation of AMPA receptor activity
Molecular function (GO): mRNA binding
Source: RefSeq, a predicted model, not a curated record